AUUGCGCCUGCGCAUUGGGCUUGGUGGUCUCUCCCGCUGUACCGUAGCACGUUUGCUGAAGAAUGGCAGCUCCCGGGAGCGUGGAGGAGAUGCGGAACCGCGUGGUUCUGGGCGAGUUCGGUGUUCGCAAUGUCCACACAACAGAUUUUCCUGGGAAUUAUUCAGGAUACAAUGAUGCUUGGGAUAAGCAAAGAUUUGAAAAGAAUUUCAAAGUAGAUAUGAUCCAUAUGGAUGAAAGCACUUUGGAAUUUGACAUGGUGGGGAUUGAUGCAGCCAUUGCUAAUGCUUUCCGAAGGAUCUUGCUUGCUGAGGUGCCAACUAUGGCUGUAGAGAAAGUCUUUGUAUACAACAACACCUCCAUUGUACAGGAUGAAAUUCUGGCUCACCGUUUGGGGCUGAUCCCUAUUUGUGCAGAUCCUCGUCUCUUUGAGUACAAGAGUGAAGAAGACGAAUGUGAUGAAAUUAACACACUGCAGUUUCAGUUGAAAAUAAAAUGCAGCAGGAAUCCUCAGGCAGCUAGGGAAUCAUCUGAUCCUAAUGAGCUCUACAUCAACCAUAAAGUUUACAGCAAACACAUGGAGUGGGUACCGCUAGGAUCUCAAGCAGACAACAUGAAUGCAAAUUUCCGACCUGUCCAUGAUGAUAUCCUCAUUGCUCAGUUACGUCCUGGCCAAGAGAUUGAUGUACUUAUGCACUGUGUAAAGGGCAUUGGUAAAGACCAUGCCAAAUUUUCUCCAGUAGCCACAGCCAGUUACCGUCUGUUGCCAGAAAUUACUUUAUUGCAACCUGUUGAAGGGGAAGCAGCUGAGCGGCUGAAAAAGUGUUUUUCUUCUGGAGUUAUUGAGAUUGAAGAAAUCAAAGGGAAGAAAGUAGCAAGAGUAGCUAAUGCUCGAUUAGAUACAUUCAGUAGAGAAAUUUUUCGUCAUGACGACUUGAAAAACCUUGUACAUUUGGCUCGGGUGCGAGAUCAUUACAUUUUCUCUGUAGAAUCAACAGGCAUCUUGCCUCCAGAUGUGCUGGUGAGCGAAGCAAUCAAGGUACUAAUGGGAAAAUGCCAGCGCUUCUUAGAGGAGCUAAAAUCCAUCCAGAAGAAAUAAGCUUAGGAACACAAAGACUCUUGUAGGGAAAUACCAUUAUCAAAAUCUCUAUGCCUGAAGAGGAAUAAUUUCAAUCAAGAUUGUAUCAGUCUGUAAGAAUAUGACUACCUUUCCAAGAGAUGUCAGAGAAUAAUAGUAGUUGCUGCAUUGUGCUAUUGUUAGUUACACAUCUUAGACAAAACUGAAAUUCAGAAGUAUAAUGCAGUGCCCUGUGUACCAUUUGUAGUCUGAUGGUGGUGGAUAAAUGUCAUCCUUUGAUAACGUUUUGCAAGCAUGCGCACAUGGAGAUUGCUAGAAUGAACUGCGCAACUGCCUGUGCUGCUCUUAGUUUCCAUUAAAGACUAUCACAGUGUUGUGGAAGUCCUACCUCUGCGUAGUGGAUCACCUAUUGCAUAGUACCUUUUCACUGAUCUGGUACGGUGUACUGUUGACUCAGUUUCAAGAUCUAGCACACAGUUGUUAUUCUGAUGCCCAUCAUUCCUACCAGUCAGCAAAAAAUACCAACUCAGUGUUUGUCUGUGCCUGAGCUGCUGCACCGUUCUCUGCUUCAAUAUCCAUGAAAACACUUGAUUCCAGCGGGAAUUUAAAUCCUGUUAACUAGCAU
Molecule: messenger RNA, 1701 nt
Organism: Python bivittatus (Burmese python)
Lineage: Eukaryota; Metazoa; Chordata; Lepidosauria; Squamata; Pythonidae
Gene: POLR1C
Product: RNA polymerase I and III subunit C
Biological process (GO): DNA-templated transcription
Cellular component (GO): RNA polymerase I complex; RNA polymerase III complex
Molecular function (GO): DNA binding; protein dimerization activity
Source: RefSeq, a predicted model, not a curated record